Messenger RNA from Pyrus x bretschneideri (Chinese white pear), 2565 nucleotides. RefSeq names its product pentatricopeptide repeat-containing protein At3g26782, mitochondrial-like. The record is from RefSeq and is a predicted model, not a curated record. The coding region runs from base 7 to 2469 and encodes 820 amino acids. Gene Ontology annotation, biological process: RNA modification. Gene Ontology annotation, molecular function: protein binding; zinc ion binding; RNA binding. The transcript has a single exon. NCBI's taxonomy places the organism in Eukaryota, Viridiplantae, Streptophyta, Magnoliopsida, Rosales, Rosaceae.
UUUCUCAUGGGGAUGGAUACAUUGAGAAAAAGAUGCAAUUCCAAAGCCUACACAUCCAUGGAUCAUACAAUGGUCACCAUCAAACCUCAUCUCCUUUCACCUUCCCUCCUUCCUCCCUCCAAUUUCAAAUUCCUCCAAACCUCUCCAAACAAUCACACCCCACACACAGACACCCACCCAUCUACCCACCAACCAACCACUUCUUCCACCCCCCAUGGACACCCCAACCUUGACCACACCCAGCAAAUCCAUGCCCACAUGAUCAAAACCCAAUUUGAUCACACCCGGCAAACCCCUCUCACCCACCUCCAAACCCAGCUAAGCCCUGCAGCUCAGCACAACUUCUUGAUAACUUCAUACAUUAAGAACAACUGCCCGGAAAUUGCACUCGAAAUAUAUGCCCAAAUGCGAAGAAUGGAUACCCAAGUCGACAGUUUCACCAUUCCAUCAGUCCUCAAAGCUUGCGGGCAAUCUUCUUUCGCAGUUUUGGGAAAGGAGACGCACGGCUUCGCGCUGAAGAGCGGGUUGGAUGGUGAUGUUUUCGUGCGCAAUGCGUUGAUCCAAAUGUAUAGCGAAAGUGGGAACGUGGUGCGAGCUCGCUUGCUGUUUGAUAAAAUGACUGACAGAGAUGUUGUUUCUUGGAGUACAAUGAUUAGGAGCUGUGUUAGGAACAGAUUGUUUGGUGAGGCAUUGGAACUUAUAAGGGAAAUGCAUCGUGUUCGAGUGAGGCCUAGUGAGAUUGCCAUGAUUAGCAUGGUUAAUCUCUUUGCGGGGGUUGCUGAUAUCGAAAUGGGGAAAGCGAUGCAUGUUCAUGUUGUGAGGAAUGGCAAGCACGAGAAAUUGGGAGUUCCUGUUACUACUGCUUUGAUCGACAUGUAUAUCAAGUGUGGAAAUUUAACUUAUGCAAGGAGGCUCUUUGACGGGUUAGGACAGAAAAAUAUUGUUUCGUGGACUGCAAUGAUCGCGGGGUACAUUCAUUGCAGAGAUUUACACGAGGGAGCAAAACUUUUCAACAGAAUGCUGGCGGAAGGAAGUUUUCCGAAUGAGAUUACGAUGCUGAGUUUGAUUAUCGAGUCUGGGUCUGUUGGCGCUAUGGAAUUAGGCAAGUGGCUGCACGCCUACAUUCUGAGACAUGGGUUUGUCAUGUCUUUGCCUUUGGCCACUGCUUUGGUCGACAUGUAUGGAAAAUGCGGAGAAACCAGAUAUGCAAGGGCUGUUUUCGAUAGUGUGGAUAACAAAGAUGUUAUGAUUUGGAGUGCCUUGAUCGCAGCUUACGUGCAUGCCAAUUGCACUAAUGAGGCUUCACAGCUCUUUGCUCGGAUGAAGAAUAGCGGAGCAAGGCCAAAUCAAGUCACAAUGGUUAGCCUGAUUUCGUUAUGCGCAGAAGUUGGAGCCCUUGACCUGGGCAAGUGGGUUCAUUCGUAUAUAAACCAGCAACGGGUGGAAGUUGAUGUCAUUUUACGAACAGCUCUAGUUGACAUGUAUGCGAAAUGUGGAGAAAUCGAUAUGGCUCUCAGGUUGUUUGAUGAAGCCACAAAUCGAGACAUUUGUAUGUGGAAUGCCAUGAUGACAGGAUUUUCUAUGCAUGGCUGUGGAAAACAAGCUCUGGAACUCUUUGAACAAAUGAACAGAGAAGCUGUGGAGCCUAACGACAUCACAUUUAUCGGAGUUCUCCAUGCUUGCAGUCACGCUGGAUUGGUGGUAGAAGGAGAGAAAUUUUUUGAGAAAAUGGUUCGUGUCUAUGGAUUGGCUCCGAAGGUUGAGCACUAUGGAUGCAUGGUGGAUUUGUUAGGUCGAGCUGGGAAACUCCACGAGGCUCAUGAACUGAUCAAAAGCAUGCCCAUACAGCCUAACACAAUUGUAUGGGGUGCCCUGCUCGCUGCGUGCAAAGUUCAUAAAAAUCCCGACUUGGCUGAAGUUGCUUCAAGGCAGCUUCUCCAGUUGGAACCUCAAAAUUGUGGAUACAACAUUCUGAUGUCGAACAUCUAUGCAGCAUCAAACAGAUGGAAUGAUGUUGCCGGGGUGAGAAAAGCCAUGAAAGACAGAGGAACCAAGAAAGAACCCGGUCUCAGCUCGAUCGAAGUAAAUGGCUCGGUCCAUGACUUCGUAAUGGGGGAUAAAGCGCACCCUCAAGCCGGAAAAAUUUACGAAAUGCUGGCUGAGAUGAUCAAGAAGCUGAACGAGGCAGGUUACACUCCUAACACGUCGGUCGUGUUGCAGAACAUAGAUGAGGAAGAGAAAGAAACUGCGGUUAACUAUCACAGCGAGAAACUGGCCAUGGCAUUCGGUUUGAUCGCUACUGCUGCAGGUACCCCGAUUCGGGUUGUGAAGAACCUCCGAGUCUGUGACGAUUGCCACACAGCAACAAAGCUUUUAUCAAAAAUUUACGGGAGGGUAAUUAUGGUAAGGGACCGGAAUCGCUUUCACCACUUCAGAGAAGGAUCUUGUUCUUGUGGUGAUUAUUGGUAGCAAACGACGAUUAUUUGUAAAUGUAACUGGUAGCAAACGACGAUUAUUUGUAACAUGUAACGUAAAUUCGAAAUGUGAUUAAUUCAUUCAGAUCAA